AUGUCAACCACGACGAUUACUGAAGCCGCGAAGCAGACGCUCGUCGUCACCCCAGAAAAUAAGAUCACUCCUGCUGCAGCAGAUGAAAAGUUCCAGGCCAUCGCGCGCGGCAAUCGCGAAGGCACGCUGAAGCUCCAGGGCAUCCCAACCUUCUCCGACCCCUACGAGCAGCGCAAAUGGAUGAAAGAGCAUAUGGCGGCUGCGUUCCGCUUCUUCGGGAAGCAGGGCUACGGAGAGGGAGUGUCAGGUCAUAUCUCGAUGAGAGACCCCGUCCUCAAGGACCAUUUCUGGAUGAACCCGUUCGCGAAGCAUUUCUCGACCAUCAAGGCUUCUGACCUGGUUCUGGUCGAUAGCGAGGGCUACGUGACGGAGGGAGGGGCACAGCUUCCCAUCAACGAGGCGGGGUUCAUGAUUCAUUCUGAGAUUCACAAGGCCCGUCCAGAUGUGGUGGCUGCGGCGCAUACGCAUUCGAUUCAUGGAAAGACGUGGAGUGCGUUUGGGCGACCCGUUGAAAUGCUCACUCAGGACGCCUGUAACUUCUACGGAAAGCUGAGCGUGUAUGAUGAUCAUGGUGGGAUUGCACUAGCCCAGGAAGAGGGCGAGCAGAUUGCAAAGGCUCUAGGCGAGAAGAAUAUUGCCUGCAUUCUGCAGAACCAUGGUCUACUGACGGUUGGUCACACCGUUGAUGAAGCUGCGUUCCUGUUCUUCAGUUUGGAUAAUGCAUGUCGUUCGCAGUUGAUGGCUGAUGCCGCGGCUGCGAAUGGAGUCCCUAAGAAGAUUAUCAACCAUGAAGUGGCGCAGUAUACAGCCGACGCCGUUCAAAACCCUCAUAAUUUUUAUACCGAGUUUCAGCCUGAGUUUGAGUUGAUUGUGGAGGAGAGCAAUGGCCGCGUUCUUCAGUAA
Aspergillus fischeri NRRL 181 is the source of this 903-nucleotide messenger RNA. RefSeq names its product class II aldolase/adducin domain protein. The transcript has 5 exons. Gene Ontology annotation, molecular function: actin filament binding. The record is from RefSeq and is a predicted model, not a curated record. Gene Ontology annotation, cellular component: cytoskeleton. Bases 1 to 903 code for a protein of 300 amino acids. Lineage: Eukaryota; Fungi; Ascomycota; Eurotiomycetes; Eurotiales; Aspergillaceae.